This is a messenger RNA of Myiozetetes cayanensis, 1219 nucleotides long. It is a transcript of the gene HSD17B10, whose product is annotated as hydroxysteroid 17-beta dehydrogenase 10. NCBI's taxonomy places the organism in Eukaryota, Metazoa, Chordata, Aves, Passeriformes, Tyrannidae. Gene Ontology annotation, cellular component: mitochondrion. Gene Ontology annotation, molecular function: estradiol 17-beta-dehydrogenase [NAD(P)+] activity. Bases 17 to 1042 code for a protein of 341 amino acids. The record is from RefSeq and is a predicted model, not a curated record. The transcript is spliced from 6 exons. Gene Ontology annotation, biological process: fatty acid metabolic process; androgen metabolic process; estrogen metabolic process.
CCUCCCCAGGGCGGCGAUGGCGGCGAUUCGCAGCGUGAAGGGUCUGGUGGCGCUGGUGACGGGCGGUGGCUCCGGGCUGGGCCGGGCCACGGUGGAGCGGCUCGUGGAGCGGGGGGCACGCGUGGUGCUGCUGGACCUGCCCGCGUCCCCCGGGGGGCAGCUGGCCAAGGAGCUGGGCGAGCACUGCGCCUUCGCCCCCGCGGACGUGACGUGCCCGUCCCAGGUGGGGUUCCCUGACCCCCCCCAUGAUGUCCCCGCAGGUGACGUGCCCGUCCCAGGUGGGCGCGGCGCUGGGCGUGGCCCGGGAGCGGUUCGGGCGCCUGGACCUGGCCGUGAACUGCGCCGGGAUCGGCAUCGCCGUCAAGACCUACAACAGCAAGAAGGACAAAGUGCACGACCUGGAGGACUUCCAGAAAGUCAUCAACGUGAACCUGGUGGGCACGUUCAACGUGAUCCGGCUCAGCGCCCAACUGAUGAGCCAGAACCAGCCCGACCCCGACGGGCACCGCGGGCUCGUGGUCAACACGGCCAGCGUGGCCGCCUUCGAGGGGCAGGUGGGGCAGGCGGCCUAUUCGGCCUCCAAGGGCGGCAUCGUGGGCAUGACCCUGCCCAUCGCCCGGGACCUGGCACCACUGGGGAUCCGCGUGGUCACCAUCGCUCCUGGGCUGUUCUCCACCCCUCUCCUGGCGGGGCUGCCCGAGCGGGUCCGGACCUUCCUGGGGCAGCAGGUGCCGUUCCCGUCGCGCCUCGGGGACCCUGCCGAGUUCGCGCACCUGGUGCAGGCGCUGGCCGAGAACCCCAUGAUCAACGGCGAGGUCGUGAGGCUGGACGGGGCCCUGCGGAUGCAGCCCUGAGAGCGGCACCCCCGAACGGGGGCGGGGACACCGGGAUGGGCACGGACACCAGGCUGGACGCUCCAGGACGGGGACAUGGACUGGGGUCACCCCCCAUGAUUGGGGAGACCCCCCUGAGUGGGGAGAACUACCCUCCCGAGUGGGGAUACCCUGGGAUUCGGGGGCAAACCCCGGGAAUGUGGCCAUGAGGCACCUCUGGAAGCCGGGACACCCCGCGAUGGGGUCCCUGCCCGGGUGCGGAGACGCUGCCUGGGUGUGGGGGACCAUCUCGAGCCGCCGGGUGUGGAGAUCCCCCCGGGACCCCCCGUGUCCCUCCUGUCCCCUCCUCCCGGCGCAAUAAAGGGGGUUCCUCCCACGUGUCCGUG